Messenger RNA from Papaver somniferum (opium poppy), 1137 nucleotides. RefSeq lists its product as uncharacterized. The record is from RefSeq and is a predicted model, not a curated record. The transcript is spliced from 2 exons. The coding region runs from base 1 to 1137 and encodes 378 amino acids. Lineage: Eukaryota; Viridiplantae; Streptophyta; Magnoliopsida; Ranunculales; Papaveraceae.
AUGUGGCUAGAACAUCCUACUUUUAUGAAAGUGGUGGAAAACAGUUGGGUAGAGAAAAUUCAUGGUGAUGCUCCUUAUAUUUUCAUGACAAAGUUAAAAUAUCUCAAGCAUAUUCUUAAAGACUGGAAUUGGAAAGUUUUUGGUGAUGUGAAGUUAAAAAUCCAAGAAGCAGAAGACAAUAUUAAAGCAAAAAUGAUACAUUCUUAUGCUCAUCCUCAUAAUGAACAAGUUUUGGAAGACUUAGUUGCAGCUCAAAAUGAAUAUAAUUCAAGGGAAGUACAAUAUAAUACAAUACUCAAGCAAAAAUCCAGAAUUAAAUGGGUAAAGAGGGUUCAGCUAAUACAAAUUUCUUCCAUAUCAAUAUCAAAAUUAGGCAAACAAGAAAUUCUAUUUUGGAGUUGGAAGAUGAUAAUGACAACUUCAAAUCAAAAGAAGAUAGUUGAUACUCUAGUUGACUUCUUUGAAAAAAGAUAUCAAUAUCAGGAAGUUGAAGUUAAUGAUUCUAUUCUUGAGUCAAUUCCAAAAAUAAUAACUGAAAAUGAUCAAUUUAUGCUAGAAGUCAUUCUAGAAGCAGAUGAGAUUAAAGCUGCAGUAUUUGAAAUGGAUGGUGAUAGUGCUCCUGGUCCUGAUAGUUUUUCAGGUGCUAAACAGCCUAAUCAGUUUAGACCAAUUGGUUUGAGUAACUUUAGUUUUAAAGUUUUCACCAAAAUUAUAUCCAUGAGAAUAGCCAGCCUGAUGAAAAAAUUAGUAUCUCUACAACAAGUGGCAUAUAUCAAGGGAAGAAGCAUUCAUGAGCAGGUACUCUUAGCAUCUGAAUUAGUGAAUGAAAUGAAAAAGAAAAGGAGGGGAGGAAAUAUCAUCCUAAAACUUGAUAUCACUCAAUCUUAUGAUUCAGUAAGCUGGGUUUUCUUAUUCAAAGUGCUUCAACAAUAUGGAUUUUCUUUAGCUUGGUGUGACUGGUUAAAAGAACUGUUAUCUUCUGCAAAAAUCUCUGUUAUGGUUAAUGGAGGACCAAAUGGCUUUUUCUCAAUGCACAGGGGUUUGAAGCAGGGUGACCCAUUGUCUCCCAUUCUUUUUUUUUUGAUGGAGGAAGUUUUGAGUAAAGGAUUACAGAAUAUGGUGGAUAAUAAUAAAUGA